Messenger RNA from Cuscuta campestris, 734 nucleotides. The record is from the annotation of a GenBank genome assembly. NCBI's taxonomy places the organism in Eukaryota, Viridiplantae, Streptophyta, Magnoliopsida, Solanales, Convolvulaceae.
CUUCCCAAUCCGGCUCGGCCCAGCCCAUCACUUAUCCCACCAGGCGUAUUUAUUCAUCAAGUCCCCUUCUUCGUCUUCAAAUCUCCCGUCCUUCUUUGUCUUCAACUCAUCAGAUCCCGUCGUCUUCUGCAAGUCUUCGAAUCCACCCGACCGACCUUUGAAGAUCUUCUACGAUGAGUAUCAUGCACGAGAUUGUGAAAGAAUCGCAGGCAGUAAUGAAUGAACUUCAUAAGAUACAAGGGGCACUGGUUCAGAGGCAGUACCUCUUGAAGAAGAAUCUGGCUCUAACCAGAUUUGGAUGCUGUGUGUGUGCUCUGGCCACUGGGACAGCCGUUUUUGUCCAUUUGAGCUCUAGAGUGUCCACUGCCCCUGCAGGCGUUGCUGCCCGUGCCCCUGCUGCCCCUGGGACGGUCUAGGACUCUAGGUACUAUGAAUGACUAGAAUAACUUUCAGCCUUGAAAGCCUGAACUUAAUUAACUACUGUUAAGUACUAAUGAUGCUUAUGACUACAUGAAAUUUUACUUGGUAGUAAAAAUUACUUGCUGAAAUAGUAUUUUGAAAAUCCGAUUGAACCGCAGAGGUUUGCACAAUGCACUAGUGACGCACUUGGUUCAAUCACUGUUUUGAUUUCGAAAACUACAAAUGUCGCACUUGUCUGUAAAACGGGCAUGUAGUGUCGUGUUCACUCCUUUGUAUGUGAGAAGGUGGAUUGAAAAUGAAGCGCCUUUAAUAUU